AUGAAAAUACACGCGCGCCUGAUGCCAUCAAAGACUCACCUUCGUCAUCGAGUUCGUCCUCAUCGUCAAGUUCAUCGUCGUCUUCGAGUUCGGAAGAAUCGGUGCCUGAGCCAGAACAAUCGCCUGAGCCUGAGUCAGAACAAUAGCCAGCAGAGGAAUCCCCUGAAGUCGAGGAAGAGCCAGAAGAGAAGCGCCCCGAUAUUUAUACCGUGGUUCCCGAAAUGUCCAGAAGCGCAAUCCGACAAUGAUUCCCCAUCAAGUUCAUCGUCGUCAUCAAGUUCUUCGUCGUCUUCAAGUUCCGAAGAAUCGAUUCCAGAACAAGAGCCUGAGCAGGAGCAAUCCCCUGAGGUUGAGCAAUCGGCGGAGGAACAGUCACCUGAGCAAUCCCCUGAAGUAGAGCAAGAGCCAGAGGAGGAAUCCCCUGAGGUGCAGCAAGAGCCAGAGGAGCAAUCCCCUGAAGUGGAGCAAGAGCCAGAGGAGCAAUCCCCUGAAGUAGAGCAAGAGCCAGAGGAGCAAUCACCUGAAGUAGAACAAGAGCCAGAGGAGCAAUCACCUGAAGUAGAACAAGAUCCAGAGGAGCAGUCCCCUGAAGUAGAACAAAAGCCAGAGGAGCAAUCACCUGAAGUAGAGCAAGAGUCAGAGGAGCAAUCACCUGAAGUAGAGCAAGAGCCAGAGGAGCAAUCACCUGAAGUAGAGCAAAAGCCAGAGGAGCAAUCACCUGAAGUAGAGCAAGAGCCAGAGGAGCAGUCCCCUGAAGUAGAGCAAGAGCCAGAGGAGCAAUCGCCCGAAGUAGAGCAAGAGCCAGAAGAGGAGCAGCCACAAGUAGAGCAAUCACCGGACGAGCAACUAUCGGAAGGGAAAUCGCCUGAAAAAUAUUCGGAGCUUCUUGAGUUAGGACAGUUCAUCGUGGUAGAAAGACGUGAUGAUGAUUUAUCGGUAGGAGACGGCUACUGUGACGAGUACCCUUGUACUUUCGAGUGGCACCAUGAUGUUACUGACGAUGAAGACAUAGUGAUUUCAUACGAGAUAAACAUCAGCGGCAACGUGAUAGCAAGUAAUAAGGAUAAUCCUACAGGAUUUUGCGAGACCAGUCAUCAGCCAUAUGAUUCCGUUGACAAUAGCGUUUGGAGGGCUCUCUCAUCAGUAGUAGCAGACGGGACCGAAUCUUGUCCCAUAUCAAAAGGCACGUAUAAAUUCACCGCACCAGACAAACAACUUGUGUACCAUUCUGACGAGCCGCUUCCAUGCAGCAGUCUGGGAAUUCACUUCGAGUUGUCUCACAGGGGAUCCAAAAAAAUUGCAGAUGGACAGUUGUUGUAUAAUUCACCUGACGGGUCACUUGAAACCGAUUGCCCCGAUUCUUUCGAAGAAUAGUAUAAGUGAAUUUCAUCAGCAGAUUCCGUAUUCUUUCUGAGCUUUUUGAAUAAAUUGUAUUUCCAAAGGCUAUUCAAUAAAAUACCGGUAUUCCU
Diachasma alloeum is the source of this 1469-nucleotide messenger RNA. Its product is annotated as fibrous sheath CABYR-binding protein. The coding region runs from base 1 to 1374 and encodes 457 amino acids. Lineage: Eukaryota; Metazoa; Arthropoda; Insecta; Hymenoptera; Braconidae. The transcript is spliced from 7 exons. The record is from RefSeq and is a predicted model, not a curated record.